AUGACGGUGGGGAACAUGGACAGCGUCGAGCUGUUUGACGCUGGGGAGAAAGGUCGCGGCCUAAGAGCGGGCAGAGACCUCAGCACCGGGGAGGUGGUCUUUGCAGAGGCCAGCUUUGCCGCUGUGGUCUUUGACAGCACGUCCACGCAGGUGUGCCACAGCUGCUUCCGUCAGCAGGCCGAGCUACAUGGCUGCGCCCAGUGCCGCUUUGCCUUCUACUGCAACCGCACUUGCCAGAUUGCAUGCUGGGAUGAACACAAGGAGGAGUGCGCGGCCAUCAAGAAGGCUGGCAAGGCACCCGCUGAAAAUGUUCGUCUCGCGGCUCGCGUGCUGUGGCGCCUUCACAAGGACACCGGCAUGGUGUCUGACAGUCAACUGAUCUCAGUGGAACAGCUCGAGGACCACGUGUCCGACCUGCCGGAAAAGGACCUUCGACAACUCCAGAGGGAUGUUGAGAGUUUCCUGGGCUACUGGUCCUACGGGAGGAAACGACACUCCGUCGACUUCAUCUCGCAUAUCUUUGGCAUUAUUACGUGUAAUGGCUUCACAAUGAGGGAGCAGAACGGGCUGCGAGCCGUCGGCGUGGGCCUUUUCCCCAACCUGUGCCUGCUCAACCACGACUGCUCACCCAACUGCUCCGUUGCCCUCAACCACGGCAACCAAACCGCCGUGAGCGCUGCUCUCCAUUCUCAGAGGAGGAUCGAGCUGCGAGCUUUAGGACCAAUCCCUGAGGGUCAGGAGUUGACUGUCAGCUAUGUGGACUUCCUAAACCUGUCGGGUGACCGCCAGAAGAAGCUGAUGGAACGUUACCACUUUGAGUGCACGUGUCAGCGCUGCAGCGGGCGCCUCAAGGAUGACCUGAUGAUGGCCGCAGCAGAGGGCAAGCCGUCUGCCGAGAAGCUGAAAGAGGUGAUCGCCUUUAGUGAAGAUUGUCUGGAAAAGAUGGACAAGUACCGUUCCGAGAAAGAUUUCCACGAGGUGGUGAAGUUGUGCGGCGAGUGCUUGGAGAAGCAGGAGAACGUCCUGGGUGACACUCACUUGUACAGGCUGCGUGCGCUCAGCGUAGCCAGCGAGGCGCUUUGCCGCCAGCGGUUGUUCUCCGAGGCUGCGGCGUACGCCAAGAGGAUGGUGGACGGAUACACGAAGUUAUAUCCCCACAACAACGCUCAGCUGGGCUUGGCCAUCAUGCGCGCAGGCGCCAUCCACUGGCAGUCGGGCCAGACUGAGCUGGCGCACAGCUUGAUCUGCAAAGCUUACGGCAUUCUCAUGGUCACCCACGGGCCCAACCAUGCCAUCACCAAAGACUUGGAGUCCAUGCGCAUGCAGACCGAGAAGGAGUUAAAGAAGAGGAAGACGUUAACCUGAGCCACGCUGAUGUCAAGAAGCAGCUUCUCUGUGGCUCGCAGUCGUAGCAGGUCAGCUCAUGUAAAAAAGAUGGCUGCUCAAGCACAACAAGUACAGUCAAGACCGAUUGUUCAAAGCAACUGGAGGACGUGCGGAAAAAAUAAAAUGUGCUGUCGUGAUCGCGCAA
Messenger RNA from Hippocampus zosterae (dwarf seahorse), 1531 nucleotides. Its product is annotated as histone-lysine N-methyltransferase Smyd1-like. Lineage: Eukaryota; Metazoa; Chordata; Actinopteri; Syngnathiformes; Syngnathidae. The transcript is spliced from 10 exons. Gene Ontology annotation, cellular component: nucleus. The record is from RefSeq and is a predicted model, not a curated record. Gene Ontology annotation, molecular function: protein binding. The coding region runs from base 1 to 1365 and encodes 454 amino acids.